AUGUCAAAAAGAUUUUUAAUCUGUGCUUUAUUCCUUUACACAUCCUUAGAAGCUCUUCAAAUUCCAACAGGACACAACAGUGCCUAUUUUGACGUUCAAAUCGACCGGGUUGAGCAGAUUUUUGCCGAUGAGAAAUAUACAGACUGGACAGGAGUAAAAGUCAAAAAACUCAACAAAACUCGAUGUCGUGGACAAGCUAUGAAAGAUUUUUACAUUUUGAGGUACGGAAGGUUUGAAAGAAUACCUGACAUUGUUGUUUUUCCAAGAAGUCAUAAAGAUGUCGUUUUUUGUGUGGAACUUGCUAAUAAAUUUGGUUCAGUCAUUAUUCCAUAUGCAGGUGGAACCAACACAAUGUUGAGUUUAAGUCACAGUAAAGAUGAUCAAAGAUUUUUUAUUUCACUUGACGUCACUCAAAUGAAUCGGAUUUUAUGGAUUGAUAGAAAGAGUAUGUUGGCAUGUAUGGAGGCUGGAAUUGUAGGACGUGAUAUGGAAGAAGCUUUAGAAAAGGAAGGAUUAACUGUUGGACAUGAGCCUGAUUCUAUUGAGUUGUCCACUUUAGGUGGUUGGGUAGCAACCCGCUCAUCAGGUAUGAAACAACAAACUUAUGGAAAUAUUGAAGAUAUUGUUGAGAAAAUAACUCUCGUGACAAGCAUUGGAGUUUUAGAAAAAGACUUUCUUGCUCCAAGAGUCUCAAUUGGACCUGAUUUUCAUCAAAUUAUUCUCGGAUCAGAAGGAACUUUGGGAGUUAUCACUAAAGUUGUUGUCAAAGUUCACAAGAAACCAGAUGUUCGUCGUUUUGGAAGCAUUGUCUUUCCUGACUUUGAACAUGGAGUAAAAUUCAUGCAUGAAGUCAGUAAAUGGCCAACGAAGCCAUCAAGUUUAAGAUUAGUGGAUAACUGUCACAUCCAAAUCGGAAUGACAUUUGAGAAUCAUCCAUCAUAUUUGUCAGGUUUGAUUAGCGCAGUUAAGCAGUACUUUUUGUUAAAUGUUUAUAGAUUUGACAUAAAGAAAAUUUCAUUGGUGACUUACUUGAUUGAAAAUAAUAAGGAAGAAGCUGAUAGAUUGGAAGAUAAAUUCAAGUUCUCAGCAAAGAAAUUUGAUGGAAUUUUAGCUGGACCUGAGUAUGGAAAAAAGACGUAUUUAAUGACACUUGUUGUCUGUUACACAAGGGAUUUUUUCUUCGAUCUUGGCUUUCUUUUUGAUUCUUUGGAAACUUCAGUGACAUGGGACAAGCUCUGGUCACUUGUAACGACAUUAGAAGGUGCCUGGAAACAAGAAUUGAAAAUGAGAAAACUCAAAAAUGCUAUAGCAAUCAGAAUAUCUCAAAUAUAUCACAGCGGUGCAUGUGUUUAUGUAUAUUUUGGAAUUGGACCAACUGAAAAUCAAAAUCAAUUUGAAGUUUUUAACGACCUUAAUAAAAUGCUCAAAGGUUUAAUGAUCAAAGCAGGAGGAACUCUAUCACAUCAUCAUGGAGUUGGAAAGAAAAAUAUGGAAUUUUAUCCACAAGUUGUGUCUAAAGUUGGAGUUGAGCUUUUCAAGGCAAUAAAGGAAAAAGUUGAUCCAAUUAAUGUGUUUGGAGCUGGAAAUAUGAUUAAAUGUAAGUUAUAA
This is a messenger RNA of Chironomus riparius, 1608 nucleotides long. The record is from the annotation of a GenBank genome assembly. NCBI's taxonomy places the organism in Eukaryota, Metazoa, Arthropoda, Insecta, Diptera, Chironomidae.